AAUAUCCGGUGUGUGGACGUAUGGGAGACACGGGCAGCAUGUUUGGGCUGAUGUUUUGGUCUUGACAGUGAAAUCCUGCAGUAAACAUGCCUCUGGUGGUUCUGUGCGGGUUUCCGUGCAGCGGCAAAACCCAAAGAGCGAAAGAACUGAAGCUUUUCCUGGAACAAAACUCCGAGCGGAAGGUUCACGUUGUGGGAGACGAGACUCUGGAUCUGGACAGAAACGCGGUGUACGCAGAUUCCCAAAAGGAGAAGGACGCCAGAGGAGCACUUAAAGCUGAAGUAGAAAGAAAAGUCAACAAGGAGGACAUUGUAAUUUUGGAUUCACUCAAUUAUAUUAAAGGUUAUCGAUACGAGCUGUUCUGUCUCAUUAAACACGCACAGACUCCACACUGUUUGGUUUACUGUUUGACGUCACCUGAAACCAGCUCCAAAUGGAACUCCGAAAGAGACGUUUCUGAGCGGUACAGCCAAGAAAUAUUUGACGCGUUGAUCCUGAGAUUCGAAGACCCAGACUCCAGAAACCGCUGGGACAGUCCUCUUUUUACCGUGCACCAGGACGACCAGCUUCCCUUCGAGGCCAUUUCCGACGCGCUUCUGAAACGAAAAGCUCCGCCUCCAAACCAGUCGACCCAAAAUCAACCUCUGUCGUCCGCGAACUUCCUCUACGAGCUGGACAGAGUCACUCAGGACGUGCUGAUGGUAAUUUUCAACGCACAAAAGACAAGCGUUUCUGGUGAUUACAUAACCGUCCCGGGAGCAACAGAAAAAAUAGAACUUUCCAGAAACAUCAACAUGGCAGAGCUGCGAAAGUUACGACGCCAGUUUAUCAGUUACACCAAGAGUCACCCGACAGAGGACAGCGCCCAGAUCACCAACAUGUUUGUGCAGUAUUUAAAUAAAAGCCUGCACUGAGCUGUCCGUUUUUAUUUUUGUUUUGUCUAAAUAAUAAAUGUAUUUUAUAUAA
Boleophthalmus pectinirostris (great blue-spotted mudskipper) is the source of this 966-nucleotide messenger RNA. RefSeq names its product KTI12 chromatin associated homolog (gene kti12). The record is from RefSeq and is a predicted model, not a curated record. The transcript is spliced from 9 exons. The coding region runs from base 87 to 914 and encodes 275 amino acids. Lineage: Eukaryota; Metazoa; Chordata; Actinopteri; Gobiiformes; Gobiidae.